This is a messenger RNA of Leopardus geoffroyi (Geoffroy's cat), 4438 nucleotides long. It is a transcript of the gene TSPAN18, whose product is annotated as tetraspanin 18. Gene Ontology annotation, cellular component: membrane. The transcript has 11 exons. NCBI's taxonomy places the organism in Eukaryota, Metazoa, Chordata, Mammalia, Carnivora, Felidae. The record is from RefSeq and is a predicted model, not a curated record. Bases 626 to 1372 code for a protein of 248 amino acids.
UGGGAGGUGGGGCCGGCGGGCGGGCGGGCGGCUGCAGCUGCCGCCGGCGUCUCGGGGGUUCCAGGCUGCGGGGUGGACGCAGCGCCGAGCGAUCCGCAGCGGAGCCGUGCGAGGCCGCCGGAGCCCCGGCCCCGAGCCCCGAGCCAGCGCCACUGUCGCCGCGCGCCAGCCGGACCCCGGACACGCCGCCGCCGCCGCCAGGAAGGCAGCCGGCGCCGAACAAGUUGCAAGCGCGCCUCUCCGCCCGGGGAAAGUUUCCCCCGCGGCCGCCGGCGGGAUUUGGCGUGGGGUCCCGCUGCGGCUGCUGGAAGUUCAUCCUGAAGCCAUCAGAGAGAGACCUCAAGAGGAUCCCGACCCUCCUGGAAGGAACAGACACCAAUUGGAAGAGGUGGGCAUCUCCUGGACAGCCCGAGCUUGCAGUGGCCGGGGCUUCUGACACCGUCAUCAGAGCAACUUGAAACCCUUGACUUUGGCGUCUAGACACGGGCCCAGUGCUUUUCCAGGCCUCCCAACACCUGCCACCCAGGACGAGCUGGGCCAAUAAAAGAACACACCAGAACCCCUCCGACCGGAGACUCUGACCUUCUGACGCCGAAAGACCUGCCCAGGUGACAAGUAGAACACCAUGGAAGGCGACUGUCUGAGCUGCAUGAAGUAUCUGAUGUUUGUUUUCAAUUUCUUCAUAUUUCUGGGUGGGGCCUGCCUGCUGGGCAUCGGCAUCUGGGUCAUGGUGGACCCCACCGGCUUCCGGGAGAUCGUGGCCGCCAACCCCCUGCUAAUCACGGGCGCCUACAUCCUCCUGGCCAUGGGGGGCCUGCUUUUUCUGCUCGGCUUCCUGGGCUGCUGCGGGGCCGUCCGCGAGAACAAAUGUCUGCUGCUGUUUUUCUUCCUGUUCAUCCUCAUCAUCUUCUUGGCGGAGCUCUCGGCGGCCAUCCUGGCCUUCAUCUUCAGGGAAAACCUCACCCGAGAGUUCUUCACCAAGGAGCUCACCAAGCACUACCAGGGCAACAACGACACAGACGUCUUCUCUGCCACCUGGAACUCCGUCAUGAUCACGUUUGGUUGCUGUGGGGUCAACGGGCCUGAAGAUUUCAGGUUCGCAUCGGUUUUCCGACUGCUGACUUUGGACAGUGCCGAGGUCCCGGAGGCCUGCUGCCGGAGAGAGCCCCAGACUCAGGACGGGGUCCUGCUGAGCAGGGAGGAGUGCCUUCUGGGAAGAGACCUGUUCCUGAACAAGCAGGGCUGUUACACCGUGAUCCUCAACACCUUUGAAACCUACGUCUACCUGGCUGGAGCCCUCGCCAUAGGGGUGCUGGCCAUAGAGCUUCUCGCCAUGAUCUUUGCCAUGUGUCUCUUCCGGGGCAUCCAGUAGAGGGCGUGACCUGGAGCCUGAAGCCUCACCCGCCACCACUGCCCGGCACCCAACACCCUCCCCUCCCCGGUGUCCUUGCCCUCUUGCCCCCAGGGGAGGAGGUGAAGCCAUCCUGAGUGGCCAGAGGAAGGGGCAGAGGAAAAUAGCUAUUUUUUUAACAAAACAAAAUGAAGACAAGAAAAUGGAUUGACGUACCCCGCCUGGACUCCGGGCUCUCUGCGAGGGCCCCGGCGCUUGAACCCAGGGAGCACUCUGGACUAGAGACCAAAGGAACCCCAAGCCCAGGUUCCCUCCUCAGCCCCGCCAGCCCCUAGCAGCCCCGGGCCUGGGCCUCCUCCUCAGCUCCAGGUGCCAAGAACAGGAGGAUCGAGGCAACAAGGAGGCAAGAGCGACUCUCAGAUCGACAAAGCCCGGGGGCCCCCUGGGAGACUCGGGCACCGUGUCCCCGAGGACUUGGAACCUACACUGAAGCCCUGGUCUUCUGAGGAUGGAGUUGCCCCUGCCUCGGGCUGGGGCCAAGAGUGGGCUGCAGACACUGGAUCUGAGAAUGGCCUGGCUGGCUGGCAGGGUCCUCGCUUCCCCCAUCCGUUGGAUCAAAUAAUCCGGAAAGCCCAGAGAGGGGCAGUUUGUCAUUCGUGGUCACACAGCACGUGCGUGACAAUUGCGAACUGGAACCCACUCGUCCCUAGGCUGCCUCUCACCGCUUCCAGGGCUCUGUCAGUCUCAGCGUCCUGGUUUCCCGAGAGAGAGAGCAGGCUGGUCAGGAACUUCCCAGGCCCACAGCUGAGAAAAUUACGGACUAUUGCCCCUGCUCUCCUCCCACCCCACCCCCCAUACUUCUUUCUAAGCCUGCAGGGACACACACACACACACACACACACACACACACACACAAACACACACUACCGUCCCUUUGCCACACUGCCCACCUCUGCCCACAAGCCUAACCCCUUCCCUGUUCACCAACUCUGUGGCUCCCCGGCUGGAAGGAACCCCCAGGAUCAUCUGGUUCUCCUCUCCCCACCCAGAACUGAGGCUUGGACGUCUUCCACAAGCUCUCUGCCAAGACUUUGCCACCGUCUUCUUGCAUACCUCCAAGGACGGGGAGCUUACUACCUCCCAAGACAGCCUUCUGCCUUUGGACUGCUCUGCCUUUUUAGCAUCAGCUCACUGCACAUUAGGGUUCUCUGUUUCUCUUUGGUUGCAUCCAUGGCAUCCCACGUUCUCUUUCUCCUUCCCAAAGUAUUAAGGCCACACAUCGUCUUCCCCCAGAUGCGUUUUCUGCAGGCUACAGAGCUCCAAGACAUCUCGUUCCAGCUGUGACAUGCUUUCCUGUCCCUUCACUGUCCGUAGCACAUUUCUGUGUGUUUCUUCCAGGCUUGGGCAGGGAGAGGUUGUCCCCUAGACUCACUCACGCCUACACAGCGCCCACCGAUCAGUUCCUCACAUACAGGCCUUACAUCCUAGACCGGUGUCGGCGACCGUAUUACAAGAUCCCUCGACCCCAGUGAAUCAGGAGUGACCGCCGGAGGCUGGUCAGAGGAUCUGAGGUUUGGCCUGGGGUCCGAGGGAAAGGACAACGUAAUCCUAGUGGGUGUCUGCCCGACAACUUACGCUUGAUUAGUGAUGUCUGCCGCGGGCUUGGCAAGGGGAGGAGCGGCGUGGCGCCUGACCUCCUCUCCACGACCCUCUUCAGGGUCUGGGAAGGGCCUGUUCUGACUCCCAGGCCCUGCGUCAGCUUCCAGCCUCCCUUCCAGCUUUCCAGCCAGUGGGAGAGACACAGCUGUGGCCUGGAGCCCUGUGCUUCUCUGCUCUGCCACCUGCCUCCUUCAGAGAUGCAGCCCCAGUUCUGUGCCUGCUGUAAAGAUUGGCUUUGACCCUCCUCUUGUCUCUCCCCUUCCCCCUCCCAUCCUCCUGCUGUCCCCUCUAGUCCCAGGUCCCCCUCGUGGUCUCCAAGCUGGGGCUUGCCAUAGAGUCCCUGUAGCAGCCUGUCCUGGCAAUUCCACACAUGAUGCCGUGGACUCCCUAGCGAUGGGCGUCCCCGGGACCCUGCAGCUGGAACCCCAACCCAGCCCGAGAGGGGCCUUGGGCAUGCCCCUCUCCAGCCCCGCCCACCCACGUGCUUGGCUCCAGCAGAGGCAAAUGGCCUGUCUAAGGUUGACAAAAGGAGCUGGCUGGGCAACUGUGUGGCUCUAGGCCAGGGGCAUCCCAGACUUCCGGGCCCCAUCUGGUCCGCAGCACCCAGGAGAAUCCGGGGCCUUCAAGGUAAGGAGGGCCUGGCAUCUAUAUGGCACUCACCCCCCUCCUCCUGUCCAGUCCAUCCCCUCAGGGGGAGGAAGGGUGGGUCCUGGAGGAACAUCUGGCUGAGGCAGGUUCAAGGGUGGAUAUGAGACUCAUCCCUAACGGCUUUCCAGAAGGGGGCCAAGGAGCCCCUUAUCUGGCUACUGCCCACACUGGGGCCGGAAAGAGAAAGCAGGCAGUCCGUAGCAUUGACCCAGGCUGGUCGUUAUUUGCAAGGCUGUCUGCAGCCAUUCUGAAGCAUGAAAAGGCAAGGUCCGUGCCAGUCUGGCUCGACCGAGCCUUCCCCAGGCACUGAGGUCUAACUGGGCUGGUCCACGUACGGCCGAUAAACAACCCUACCCUGUUGGUCACACACACCCCAGACUAAAAGCCACCUUCCGGCUCCGAAGCUGCCGCCUCUUAGAAAAGGGAACCCAUCUGAGGGGUUACGAAGCUCUCGUCCCUCCUUUCCACACCUAAGGGACCCGGCCAGGAUACCCCGAACCAGCUGAGGCCCCGGCACCCCCAUCUCCCAGAAGCCCCCUCUUCCCUUUCCCCAUGGGUCCCGUGUCGAAAGUCUAUUUUGAAACCUGUAAAUGUUCCUUCCAGUAGAUAGCAGAGCUAAUUUAUCAUGUUUAUUUCCUGUGAACCCCCCCUUUUAUAUUCUAUAUCAAGAGGAGUUUUUGUAAUAUAAAACAGGACGCCCACACUGAUGGUUUUGCACUGGUUUUUGUGACUGUUUCUUACAAAAAGAAAAAGGAACGAAGAAUAAAUAGUGGCUGUGAA